Monosiga brevicollis MX1 is the source of this 1491-nucleotide messenger RNA. RefSeq lists its product as uncharacterized. Gene Ontology annotation, cellular component: cytoplasm. The record is from RefSeq and is a predicted model, not a curated record. Bases 1 to 1491 code for a protein of 496 amino acids. Gene Ontology annotation, molecular function: rRNA (uridine-N3-)-methyltransferase activity. Gene Ontology annotation, biological process: rRNA base methylation. NCBI's taxonomy places the organism in Eukaryota, Choanoflagellata, Craspedida, Salpingoecidae. The transcript is spliced from 7 exons.
AUGGCGGGAUUGAUGACCGUGUCGUGGGCGGCGGCCGAGUUGCGGGCGGCGGUAGUGGGGGCUUUGAGUGGGGGUGGGGGUGAGGAUGUGGUGGAGAGGGGGGAGGAGGCAGUGGUGCCGGUGAUGGAUGCGAGUGAGGUGCCUGCUGAUGCGCAUGUCGUCCUGCUGCUGGGUGAGGGCAACUUUUCAUUCGCGCGUGCGUUGGCUGAGCUGCUGCGGCAACACAAGCAGUACCGCGAGCCUGCCUUGUCCCACCCGGGCAAUGCCAACGUCCAGCCCAAUGCCGAUCAAAUUGCUCGAGAACAUGCCCAAGACCAAGCACGAGCAAGACUGCUCAAUGAGUUUCUUGGACAAGAUGCCGUGCCCUUGCUGGACCGAAUUCUUGUCAUUGCAACCUCUUUCGACUCUCAAAAAGAGGUCUUGGAGAAAUAUCCCGAGAGCCGGCCCAUUCUCGACUUUCUCGAAAACCAGCCCUGCUUUCGCGUGUUGCACUGCAUCAACGCGUGGCAAGUGCAUCAACAUUUUGCCAACAUCUCUCUGCAUCACAUUGGCUGGAACCAUCCCCACUUGGGCCAGGAGGACUUCCGCCUUCAUCGAUUUUUGAUGUCGCACCUUUUUGAAAGUCUGCAGCAAACACUCCCGCAGGACGGCCGGGUCACCGUGAGCCUCGUCGAGGGUCAAGUCGAUCGCUGGGACAUUAUCCACCAAGCUGCACAAAAGUCCUUUGAGCUGGUUCUACGGGAUCGCUUUUUGCCGCGCGCUUGGCCCGGCUACGAAACUAAGCGCAACCGAAAUGCCCAGUCGUUUCAAAAUCGCCACACACAGCUUCAUCACCGCAACGACAUGCGCAGCAAUCUGCUCGCCUUUGCGCGGCGGGCUGCCCCUGUUGAUGCUGCUCCGGCCCCGGCCCCCGUCGCCACGGCUCCGGCGGCAGCAACAGAAGCGACGGGAUCAGAGCACGCUUGCCAGCACUGUGGCAAAAUCUUUACGUCGGCGCGUGGCGUCAAGACGCAUACGCGCCAAGUUCACGAACUGCAAAAGUACAAGAAUUGGCAACCCGACCGGACAGCAAACUUGCCCUGCCCCAGCUGCGACAAGUUGUUUACUGAUGACGUUGCGCUGUGGCAACACCGUGUCGCCAAGCACUCUGCCCAUGUGGCUGAAGGCCCCCGUGGCCCAGUCACAGAAAGCAUUGCCCAGGCGCUCACUUCUCCCGAUGUGCACUGGAUCCCUUGUCCCGUUUGUGGACAAGCCAUUCCUGAUCAUUGGCCGAUGGAGCAACAUUUGGAGAUGCUCAAGCCCCUGGUCGGGCAGCGAGCGGCCUGCCUGCAGUGCGAUCGGGUGUUUACGGAACAUCGAGCUUUGGCACAGCACCUCAACUUUUGCCGCACGCCUGACAGCGCGCGGCCACAGGAGCUGAUUCAGGCCAGUCGUCGCUUUCGAAAAGUCGGCCCACAGUCAGCUACCAGCCUUGCAACGGAGCCGCAAUAA